Molecule: messenger RNA, 3925 nt
Organism: Glossina fuscipes
Lineage: Eukaryota; Metazoa; Arthropoda; Insecta; Diptera; Glossinidae
Gene: LeuRS
Product: leucine--tRNA ligase, cytoplasmic
Exons: 5
Coding region: 254-3823 (1189 amino acids)
Biological process (GO): leucyl-tRNA aminoacylation
Molecular function (GO): aminoacyl-tRNA deacylase activity; ATP binding; leucine-tRNA ligase activity
Source: RefSeq, a predicted model, not a curated record
AUAAGAAAAAUUUCCUACAAAGUGUAUUUUUAAUUAUAAUUAAACGUUUAUCUUCUAAACUGAAAUGCUUCAACUAACGAUAAAUUGUUAAUUGUUUUGCCUUUUUGCAGUUGUAAAAAACGAUCAAAACACAGAACACGUUGCACUUUUGCCAAUUUUAACUUUCAGUUAUCAAGUGAAAUUAGUUCGAUUUAGCAGAAAUAAGUGCAGAAUAAGUGUUAGUUGAAUAAAGUGGAUCUUAAUUAAAUUGAAGAUGACGGCGAAAAUAGAGCGUAGAGGCACUUUUAAAGUGGAGUAUUUGCAAGAAAUAGAACAGGAAGUGCAGCAACGUUGGGAAAAGGAACGUCUGCAUGAAUCAGAUGCCCCGAUGACUCCAAAAAAUUCGCAAGAUGAAAAAUUCUUUGUUACAUUUCCGUUUCCGUAUAUGAAUGGCCGCUUGCAUUUAGGUCAUACAUUUUCAUUAUCUAAAGCCGAAUUUGCGGUGCGAUUUAAUCGUUUGAAAGGCAAACAUGUAUUAUGGCCUUUUGGUUUCCAUUGUACCGGAAUGCCUAUUAAGGCCUGCGCCGACAAAUUAAGACGGGAGUUGCAAGAUUUCGGUUAUCCGCCUAAGUUUCCCGAUGCUUCAAUAGACUCAUCAUCUUCUGAUGAGAUGAAAUCAAUACAAGUUGAAGCUCCAAAGGAUAAAUCAAAAGGGAAGAAAAGCAAAGCAGUUGCAAAAGCAGGCGCGGCCAAGUAUCAGUGGCAAAUUAUGCAAAGUUUAGGACUAAAAGACGAAGAGAUAAAGAAAUUUGCCGAGACUGAUUAUUGGUUGGAUUAUUUUCCACCGCUGGCGGUUCAAGAUCUAAAAAAAAUCGGCGUUCAUGUGGAUUGGCGCAGAACUUUCCUAACAACAGAUGCUAAUCCAUACUUCGAUUCGUUUGUGCGCUGGCAAUUUAUGCAUUUAAAAAAUCGUGGUAAGAUCAUGUAUGGUAAGCGUUACACUAUUUUCUCCCCAAAAGAUGGUCAACCCUGCAUGGAUCAUGAUCGUUCUACUGGGGAAGGCGUCGGAUCCCAGGAUUAUACUCUAAUUAAAAUGAAGGUUCUGGACAAAAAUGGCAAACUAAAGUCUUUGCAACAACCAAUAUAUCUAGUGGCAGCUACGAUGCGUCCUGAAACAAUGUAUGGGCAAACUAAUUGUUGGCUACAUCCCGACAUCACUUACGUUGCCUGGCAGACAAAUCGUGAUAACGAGGUAUGGAUAAGUACGCGUCGUGCAGCGCGCAAUAUGUCUUAUCAAGGCUUUACUGACGAAGAAGGCAAAGUCACAGAGCUUUUGAUAUUAACUGGUUUAGAACUUAUGGGCAUUUCGUUAUCGUCGCCUUUAACAUUACAUCCUUCUCCUAUCUACACUUUACCCAUGUUAUCUAUUAAAGAAGACAAAGGUACUGGAGUGGUUACUUCAGUACCUUCCGAUUCCCCCGAUGAUUAUGCUGCUCUUGUUGAUUUGCAAAGGAAGGAUGCUUUCCGCAAGAAAUACAAUAUAGAGGACAAAAUGGUUUUGCCUUGUAACCCUAUACCUAUUAUCGAGGUGCCUUCAUUAGGUUCGAUAUGCGCUAAGCAUGCUUAUGAUCUAUUUAAAAUACAGUCGCAAAAUGAUAAAGAGAAGUUAGCUGAGGCCAAGCAGCUGUGCUACCUAAAAGGAUUUUAUGAUGGUGUUCUAUUGGUGGGAGAAUAUAAAGGACAGAAGGUUCAAGAUGUCAAAAAACAAGUGCAAAAGAAAUUAAUCGAUAAUAAAGAAGCCGAACUGUAUUACGAACCAGAAAAACCUAUUAUUUCGCGAUCAGGUGAUCAGUGCGUGGUUGCCUUAUGUAAUCAAUGGUAUUUGAACUACGGUGAAAAUGAAUGGCAAGCUCAAGCUAAGCGCAUACUAAAGGAAAUGGACACUUAUCAUGCAGAAGUUCGGAACAAUUUCGAGCACUGCCUGGGAUGGCUACAUGAAUAUGCUUGUUCUCGUACUUACGGCUUAGGCACUAAAUUGCCUUGGGACGAACAAUGGCUGAUUGAAUCUUUGUCUGAUUCUACCAUAUACAUGGCUUUCUACACAGUGGUUCAUAUGCUUCAGGGUGGAUCGUUUAGAGGUGAAAAACCUAGCCCGCUAGGUAUUAAAGCAGCCGAUAUGUGUCCAGAGGUAUGGGAUUAUUUAUUUUUUAAGGACACUCCCUAUCCGGACAACUGUAAAAUUGAGCAAAAAAAUUUGGAUAAAUUACGCCAUGAAUUCGAAUAUUGGUAUCCUAUGGAUUUGCGUGUUUCUGGUAAGGAUCUAAUACAGAACCAUUUAACGUUUAUGCUCUACAAUCAUGCUGCUAUGUGGCCCAAUGAUGACACAAAGUGGCCUAAGGGAGUGAGAGUAAAUGGUCACUUACUUUUGAACUCGGCUAAAAUGUCGAAAUCCGAUGGUAAUUUUUUGACAUUAUACGAAGCAGUGAAUAAAUUCUCAGCCGAUGGCACGCGUUUGUGCCUAGCUGAUGCCGGCGAUAGUAUUGAAGACGCCAACUUUGUAGAAAGUACAGCCGAUGCUGGCAUUUUACGUCUUUACAAUUUUAUCGAAUGGGUUAAGGAAAUGUUGGCUGUACGUCCUGCUAUGCGUAGGGGAACGCACCGUAAUUUUAAUGAUAACGUUUUCAUAAGCGAAAUGAAUUUAAAAACGCAACAGACUGAUGACAAUUAUAAAAAAAUGUUGUUCAAAGAAGCGUUGCGUACGGGCUUCUAUGAAUUACAAUUAGCUCGUGACAAAUACCGGGAACUUUGUGGAAUGCAGGGUAUGCAUGAAGAAAUCAUCUUUGAAUUCAUACGCCGCCAAGCUCUGCUAAUGUCUCCAAUUUGUCCGCACGUAGCCGAACAUGUGUGGUCGUUAUUAGGCAAUCAAGAAUCUAUUUGGCAUGCUUCAUGGCCAGAUGUAGGCGAAGUGAAUGAAUUGGAUAUCCUGCGCUCUGAAUAUCUUAUGGAGGCUGCUCACGUAUUCCGUUUAAACUUGAAAAAUAUUUUGCAAGUGAAAGGAAAAGGCGGCAAAGAAAAACCGGUCGAUCCGUUGUCUUUGAAACCCAAUAGAGCAGUGGUGUGGGUAGCAAAAUCCUAUCCACCCUGGCAAUGCUGUGUUCUUGACACCAUGCGUGAACUUUACUCAACUCAUCAGGCUUUACCCGAUAAUAAAGUUUUAGCAGCUACUCUGCAAAAGAAGGCAGAAUUAACGAAAUUUAUGAAACGUGUGAUGCCAUUCGUUCAAACGGUACGUGAGAAAGUGGAAAACGGCAAAGGAUUGUCAGCAUUGGCCGUAAAUUUGGAUUUCGACGAAAGACAAGUGUUAGUGGAUAACUUGGAAUAUUUGAAAAGUACUCUAGAUUUGGAUGCUGUAGAAAUUAAAUACACUGACGACUUAGACGCACCUGAAAAAACACGUGAGGAAGUACGACCUGGAGCACCAUUUAUUAGCUUCUCUAUUGCACCACAUGUUCCAGUGGCUUUCGUUAAUCCUAUAGAACGUUCAGGUCUUUUUCAAGUGAACACCAUGGUAGUGGAAGGAGAAACAGUGAAAAGUUUAAAAGAGAAGUUAGCAAAACUUAUAGGUUUUAAAGCUGAUCUGGACACUUUAAAAAUCUGGCGUUAUGUAGACCCUGUUAUGGGUCCUCGCCAAAUACCCGAAUUUCGCGAUUACAAAAAAGGCAAAGCAUUGUUAAACGAUGGCACUCUUUUGUUGGAUAUUAACCAGAAAUGCGUGUCUUUAGUGGAAGAGAACGGUAAGCCAGCUACGCCAAUUGGAUGCCAGUUUGUUUAUGUGGUAGAAUAGUGGUACUUCGAAUACAAGACAAGUCUGAAAUGGAAACGAUAAAAACGAUUCCAUAGUUUUGGUAUUUUUCGCUCCUUUAUUUUGUUUCUGCUUUUUUUCAAA